AUGGUGUCCACAGAAGCAAGAACCGAGCCCGGCGCUCAAUGGAAGCCCGAGGUUGAGGUGCCCAUCUACUCGUUAAAAGAGGUGGCCGCACACAACAAGAAGAAUGACAUGUGGAUUGUCGUCCACGGCAAAGUCUACGAUGUGACAAACUACCUCCUCGACCACCCGGGCGGCACCGAAGCCAUCGAAGAAGUCGCCGGCACCGACUGCACCGCCGCCUUCGAAGACGUCGGCCACUCGGAAGACGCGCGGGAGCUCCUCCAGCCGCUCCUCAUCGGCGUGCUCAGCGCCGAAGAAGCGGCCGCCAACAAGCCCAAGAAGGCCGUCCGCGUCGUCAGCCGGACACCCUCAUCCUCCACCACCGCCGUCGCGAAAUCCGGCUCCGGCAGCUCCAUCCCAACCGCCUUCCUCACCACCCUCACGCUCACCGCCCUCGCCGCCGCCGGCACCCGCGCCGCCAUCACCGCGCGCCUGAUCGACCCGGCCCUGCUGAAGCGCCUGCCUACUCUGCCGUCUCUCCCCGUAGCCAGCGGCCCCAACGACUUCUGGUCCGGCGUCCUCCUCAGCACCGCCGCCUUCGCGCUCGGCAGCGCCUACGCCUUCAACCGGGCGUCUGCCGCCUUCACCAUCGGGACGGGCUUCGGUCGUUACCCCUCGCGCAUCAAAGUCGGUCCCUCGACCGUCACACGUCAAGUCACCGGCUUCCUCGACGCGCACACGUACAAGCCGCUCCCGCUCGUGCGCAUCGACCAACUCUCCCCCAACACGGUGCGCUACGUCUUCGCGCUUCCGGACGAGAAAAUGGUGCUGGGGCUGCCAAUCGGCCAGCACGUCAGCAUCCGCGGCACGCUGCCCGACGGCACGCACGUCGCGCGCAGCUACACCCCCACCAGCAACAACAGCGACCCGGGCAAGCUCGAGCUGGUCAUCAAACUCUACCCCGACGGCGCGCUGACGGGCGGGUACCUCGCGAACCUGCGCGUCGGCGACGAAGUGGCCUUCCGCGGGCCCAAGGGCGCGAUGCGGUACCGCCGCGGGUGGGCGCGCCGCAUCGGCAUGGUCGCGGGCGGCACGGGGAUAACGCCCAUGUACCAGCUGAUCCGCGCGAUAUGUGAGGACCCGAAGGACCUGACCGAGGUGAGCCUGGUGUACGCGAAUCGCGGCGAGGAAGACAUUUUGCUGCGCGAGGAGCUGGAUCGGUUCGCGCGGCUGUAUCCGCGGAAUUUCCGCGUGCAUUAUAUGCUGGAUCACCCGCCGGCGGAGGGGGGGUGGACGGGUGGUGUGGGGUACGUGACGAAGGAGGUUAUGAAGGAGCGCCUACCGGCAGUGGCGGAAGAUACGAAGAUUGUGCUGUGUGGCCCGCCGGGCAUGGUGAAGGCGGCGAAGGGGAGCUUGAAGGAGAUGGGGUUCCAGGUGCCGGGCACGGUGUGCAAGAUGAGUGAUCAGGUCUUUACGUUUUAG
Lasiodiplodia theobromae is the source of this 1461-nucleotide messenger RNA. Its product is annotated as Cytochrome b5. The coding region runs from base 1 to 1461 and encodes 486 amino acids. Lineage: Eukaryota; Fungi; Ascomycota; Dothideomycetes; Botryosphaeriales; Botryosphaeriaceae. Gene Ontology annotation, cellular component: endoplasmic reticulum. Gene Ontology annotation, molecular function: heme binding; oxidoreductase activity. The record is from RefSeq and is a predicted model, not a curated record. The transcript has 2 exons.